UAAAGUGAUAAACGUAUCGUUUCUGAGAAAAUUUGGGGCGGAUAUUAAAUUGCCGUCGUUAUAAAGUGUUUUUACUUGAAGCAGCCAUAUCGAUGUAUCGAUUUUUACAUCACGAAUGCAUAUAUAUAUAAAAAAAAAGAGCAUAUUUUAUUUCAAAUUGAAAACAAAAUGUGAAGGGGAAAGGAACUAAUUGAAGCAAAUAUUAAUUAAAAAGUUUCCAUAAUGUAUUAUUUAUAAAAAAAUUUGCUCGCAAUAAACUCUCUCGAAUACCUGACAUUCCUUAAGUUCGGUAAUUUAACUCUCUGUUAUUCAACAAAGUUAUUUCUUUACGUAAGAAAAGUGUGUGUGUAUCUGUUUACAUCCGUUGCAUGCUUGCUUUUGGUUCCAGACUUUUGGAUUUCUCUUUAUUUAGUGUAGUAGCUACUGUUAAUAUUAUACCAAACUAAUAGCUAAAGCAAACUUCCAGUGGUCUUUGAAAUGGCGAUUUCAAAAGUAAUACGAGUUUUAGAAAAAUCGCUUCCGCCCUCUCCAUACAGUGUCCUGUUGGAACAUCGAAAUAAAAGUGAGAGUGUACUUUUCGAAUCUCAUGCGGUAGCUUUAUUGUCUCAGCAAGAAACCGACAUUAUACGAAAAAAUUAUACUAAGUUAUGUGAUGCGUAUGGUUGCUUAGGCGUCCUGCAAUUGAAUGCAGGUGAAAGCACAGUGUUGUUCCUAGUUUUAGUUAAUGGCUGCAUAUCUGUAGGCAAAAGCUGUGACGUGGAAAUAUUUCGUAUAACACAGACACAAUUUGUGUCUUUGCAAAGCACUGUGAUUAAUGAAGACAAGAUUUCCGAGGUACGCAAGCUGUUAAAUUCUGGAACGUUUUAUUUUGCCCAUGUCAACCCGUCUUCAAUGAGCGUAAACAAAUUUGACAUUACCCUCUGCGCUCAAAGGCGUUUUCAAACAUCCGAAACUGACAAUCGAUUCUUCUGGAACAGAAUGAUGCAUAUUCAUAUGCUGCGGUUUGGAAUCGACUGUCAGGCCUGGCUCUUAAAGGCGAUGUGUGGAUCAGUUGAAAUUCGCACUGUUUAUAUCGGAGCUAAGCAAGCGCGAGCUGUUUUAAUUUCUCGCUUAAGUUGCGAACGAGCGGGUACGCGAUUCAAUGUAAGAGGCACUAACGAUGAUGGCCAUGUUGCAAAUUUCGUUGAGACGGAGCAAGCUAUUUACGUUGACAACGAUGUUACCAGCUUCGUCCAGGUACGUGGGUCUGUUCCUUUAUUUUGGGAACAACCAGGUGUUCAAGUUGGCUCGCACAAAGUAAAACUCUCCCGUGGUUUUGAAGCGUCAGCUGCCGCAUUUGAUCGUCACAUGUCUAUGAUGAAGCAUCGCUAUGGUUACAAUGCAAUAAUAAACCUGUUAGGCACCUCAAUGAUUGGAAGUAAAGAAGGCGAGGCAAUGUUAAGCAACGAAUUUCAACGGCACCAUGGUAUGUCGGCCCACAAAGGCGAUGUGGUUCACAUAGUUUUUGAUUAUCAUCAAGAGUGCCGCGGUAGCAACUUUGCUGCUCUGUCUAAGCUCAAAGAACGAAUCGUGGCUUGCGGCGUUAAUUACGGAAUUUUUUAUGCUUCUAAUGGACAGAUCUUGCGUCAACAGUUUGGUGCAGUUCGUACAAAUUGUCUGGAUUGUUUGGACCGAACAAAUUGCGUGCAAACUUUCUUAGGCUUAGACAUUUUGGCUGCUCAAAUCGAAAUUCUGGGUUUAGCAGAAAAAAAGCAAAACAUAUCGCGAUUCGAAGAAAUAUUUCGCCAAAUGUGGGUAAAUAACGGUAAUGAAGUUAGCAAAAUCUAUGCAGGCACUGGUGCCAUACAAGGUAGUUCAAAAUUAAUGGAUGGCGCCCGGUCAGCUGCUCGAACUAUACAAAACAAUUUAUUAGAUAACUCUAAACAGGAAGCCAUUGACAUUUUAUUAGUAGGUUCUACUCUUAACUCUGAGCUUGCUGAUAGAGCUCGCAUAUUAUUACCAUCCAAUAUGCUCCAAGCGCCGAUCACAGUAUUGCGAGAAAUGUGCAAACGAUAUUGUGAAUAUGUUAAAGAGCGAAUAGUUCGAAUUGCGAUCGGUACAUAUAAUGUAAACGGUGGAAAGCAUUUUCGCAGUGUUGCCUUUAAAGACUCACUAUCGGACUGGCUACUGGACUGUCAUGCAUUGGCACGGUCAAAGACUCUAGUGAAUGUAAAUUCUACUUCAGAGGAUUCUGAUAAUCCCGUAGACAUUUACGCUAUAGGAUUUCAAGAAAUAGUUGAUCUCAAUGCGUCGAAUAUAGUUGCAGCCAGUACCGACAAUGCUAAAUUAUGGGCAGAGGAACUGCAAAAAACGAUUUCUAGAGAUAUUGAUUAUGUAUUAUUAACUUACCAGCAGCUGGUGGGUGUAUGUUUAUAUAUUUAUAUUCGCCCCGAACACGCUCCCUUUAUUCGUGAUGUGGCAAUCGACUGCGUUAAAACUGGACUUGGGGGUGCAACGGGAAAUAAAGGGGCUUGUGCAAUACGCUUCGUUUUUCAUGGCACUUCAAUGUGUUUUGUCUGUGCUCAUUUUGCUGCUGGUCAAUCGCAGAUAGCAGAGAGAAAUGCCGAUUAUUCCGAGAUUACUCGGAAGCUUGCUUUUCCAAUGGGUCGCACACUUAAGUCACAUGAUUGGGUAUUUUGGUGCGGCGACUUCAAUUACCGAAUCGACAUGGAUAAAGAAUCGCUAAAGGAUGCAAUUAGUCAAGGGGAUUUAGCCUCUGUUCUCGAAAAUGACCAGUUGCGUAAAGAGCAGGAAGCAGGCAAUGUCUUCAACGAUUUCCUGGAGGGUGAAAUAUCAUUCGAUCCUACUUACAAAUACGACUUAUUUAGCGACGAAUAUGAUACGUCAGAAAAGCAAAGAGCACCGGCUUGGACGGACCGCGUAUUGUGGCGGCGGCGUAAAGCCUUAGCUGAAUCCGAUUUUGUAUCUACGGAAUGGAAUCCGGGUAAAUUAGUACACUAUGGACGAUCCGAAUUAAAACAAAGUGAUCAUCGACCAGUAAUUGCUAUUAUCGACGCAAAUGUCGUCGAAAUCGAUCAAAAGCUCCGAAGAAAUGUCUUCGAGCAAGUAAUUAAGGACUUAGGCCCACCAGAUUCAACUAUUGUAGUUCAUCUUCAGGGUACACCGGCAUGUGACGGCAGUCUAACAAUAUAUGAUGAAAAAGUUAUGUCUGGGCUCAUACAAGAGCUUUCUAAAAUGGGUGAAGUAACACUUGUGCGUUACGUUGAAGACACCAUGUGGGUGACAUUUCGUGAUGGAGAGUCUGCCUUAAAUGCGGUUUCAAUGAAGUGUACGAACGUAUGCGGUCUAGACUUAAAAUUUCAAUUAAAAUCACCUAAUUGGCACGAAUACGUUAACAAGGAGAUCGAAUUAUGCACAACAAACACAAUCGCGUUAUGUGCUAACCCUCAAGAACAUGCCGCAUUACUAAAUUUGACACCGGAAAUACCGCAGCGCCCAAAACAGCCACGCGCACCUGCACGUCCGCCUCUGCCAAUGUCACCAAAGAACUCGCCGCGACAUUUGCCUAACGCUGGCGUGAUAAGCAUUUUACCAGAUUCAUUCCAGCCUAAACCAAAAAGAUCACCUAUACCAUCGCAGAUGCAACAGCAAGUUCAGCCGUCGACCGAAUUACCUUUGAAAAUCCAAGAUACGCCUGAUCAAGUUUUCAUUCCAAACUCAUCGUCAAACAAAGAUUCAAAUUCGAUUUCAGUGGGAUCAUCUUUACCAUCAUCACCUUCCCAUCAAAACCAAAGCAAGAAUGGAAUUCCAGCAUCGACCCCGUUAAAACAUUUCAAAAAAUCUUCCGUUGAUAGUGAAAACGACACUUUAUAUAACCAAGGCAACAUUUACGAAGAAAUUAAAUACGAUGAUCCCGUCCCACAACAUCCUCCUCCAAUUUUUCCUCCCCCAAUUGAUUUGAAUGCUGUUGAAAACCCAGCUUCUCGCAUACAUGACUUACCAACUAACAUUCCCGCAGGCCCGCCCCCUCCUUUACCAGCGCGACGUCCACCGCCGCCAAUCCCGGACAGAAGCGGUAAUGUAACACUUUUGCCAAGUAGACCAAAUAACAAUUAAAGCAAGCAUUCCUAUGAAUAUAAAGCUGUUUAUUAAGUAUUUUUGAGAAAAUCCGUGGCGUUAGGCCAAACGUUAAUAUUGAUAUCGCCCUAAAAUUUAGUUUCAUGUUAUGUUGAGAGUGUAAAAAACCGAAAUUUAGUUAAGUUAUUCAAUCUAUAAUAUAAAAUAUCUAACAAAAGCAACA
Molecule: messenger RNA, 4300 nt
Organism: Glossina fuscipes
Lineage: Eukaryota; Metazoa; Arthropoda; Insecta; Diptera; Glossinidae
Gene: Synj
Product: synaptojanin-1
Exons: 5
Coding region: 478-4116 (1212 amino acids)
Biological process (GO): synaptic vesicle endocytosis; phosphatidylinositol dephosphorylation
Molecular function (GO): nucleic acid binding; phosphatidylinositol-4,5-bisphosphate 5-phosphatase activity
Source: RefSeq, a predicted model, not a curated record